This is a messenger RNA of Lichtheimia ornata, 1119 nucleotides long. RefSeq lists its product as uncharacterized. The transcript has a single exon. The coding region runs from base 1 to 1119 and encodes 372 amino acids. NCBI's taxonomy places the organism in Eukaryota, Fungi, Mucoromycota, Mucoromycetes, Mucorales, Lichtheimiaceae. Gene Ontology annotation, biological process: carbohydrate metabolic process. The record is from RefSeq and is a predicted model, not a curated record.
AUGGCAACCGCAUUUCAAAAGAUUCCCCUCGAUGUUCCUCGAGCUAAGGUGCACAGCUUGAUCAAAUCAUUGAUUACCAAUCUUGUGGAUAUCAAGGAUACGUCUGGUGAAUUUUUGCUUCGUCUCGAAGAUGGCAGCAUUGUUGAUACCAAAGGAUGGAACGAUUGGGAAUGGACACAUGGUAUUGGUCUCUAUGGAUUAUGGCAGUACUAUGAAAUGACCAAGGAUGGCGAAACAUUAUCAAUCAUCGAAAACUGGUUCCGAGAUCGGUUUGCAGAACCACCUAGACACAAGAACAUUAACACAAUGGCUGUAUUUUUGACGUUGGCUUACUUGUAUGAACAUACACGGGAUCAAACGUACUUGCCGCAUCUCGACAGCUGGGGAGAAUGGGCUAUGUAUGACUUGGCACGCACCGAUUAUGGUGGAAUGCAACAUGUGACGUACCUAACGCCCAACACACAGCAGCUAUGGGAUGAUACGUUGAUGAUGACGGUGUUGCCGUUGGCAAAGAUUGGAAAGCUGUUGAACCGCCCACACUACAUUGACGAAGCCAAACGCCAAUUCCUGGUACACAUCAAGUAUCUCUUUAGUACCAAGACCGGUCUCUUUUAUCAUGGAUGGACAUUUGAACAAGGAGGGCAUAAUUACGCUGAUGCCUAUUGGGGUCGAGGCAAUAGCUGGCUCACUAUUGCCAUUCCCGAGUUUAUUGAAUUACUUGAUCUACAGCCCAGCGAUCCUAUUCGUAUCCACUUGAUUGAUACGCUCCAUGCACAAGUCACUGCUCUUGCCAAGUAUCAAGAUCCCAGUGGAUUAUGGCGUACCAUCAUUGACGAGGAAUCGUACCUGGAAGCAUCUGCAACUGCAGGUUUCGCAUUUGGUAUACUCAAGGCCGUUCGUAAGCGAUACAUUAGCAAGAAAUACAAGGACAUUGCACUCAAUGCUAUUAAAGGAGUCAUUGACAACAUUAAUGAUCAAGGUGAACUUGAAAAGGUGUCAUUUGGAACACCUGUAGGCGAUACAAGACAAUUCUAUAAAGAGAUCCCACUCACAUCUAUGCCCUACGGCCAAGCAAUGGGUAUGAUGUGCCUUGUUGAAUUCCUCCGCUUGUAUAUAUAG